UAGUUAGUAGUCUACGCGAAUACCGAAUAGAUUUUUUAGACGCUCUCCCUCAGGGUCAGAACCUCGUCGCCGUUACAGAUGGAAGAGUACUCACCUAACGACGAGGAUGGCACUUCCUAGAGUGAUAAUAGCACACAUACAAGAGAAACGAGGCCCAUGAGAAUGAAUUACCAGAGAAAUCAUAAGAAGCGUUUUCACUUAGAAAGAGCUUGACUGUAUUGCUCUGCUCACAAAACAAAGUAGUAGUAGUACACAUCGCGGCCACAUAUCAUUUACAUAACCAGGGAUCAUGUCGAUCAUUCCUGCACUUCCAUGACCUUUCUACUCUUUUUGCACAUAGUAUUCUGUUUUGGAGGCGAACAGUAUGCAAUCACAUGAGUUUUCGUUAUUCAAAAGUUGGGGCACUUUUUCUAGAAGAUAGAGAUACUAAGUUUGAGUUAAGACACCGGCCAAAGCCUCCAGCUCCACAGCGGAGAAAGACAGACACAUGAGGGGCCUAUUGCUCUUCUAACCAUUCAAGAAUGUCAAGACAGGAAGAUGCGAAGAUAUGAGCCGUUGACUAAUUUGCCCGUGGGGUUUCGGCUCUAGCUUUUCUGCGGCGAUGGCCGUUGUGCUUCGUCGUCUAGUAUUUUUAGGUGCCUGGCCGUUGUGCUUCAGGAUUC
Messenger RNA from Amoebophrya sp. A25, 662 nucleotides. Lineage: Eukaryota; Dinophyceae; Syndiniales; Amoebophryaceae. The record is from the annotation of a GenBank genome assembly.